Messenger RNA from Sebastes umbrosus (honeycomb rockfish), 937 nucleotides. It is a transcript of the gene guk1b, whose product is annotated as guanylate kinase 1b. The transcript is spliced from 9 exons. The record is from RefSeq and is a predicted model, not a curated record. The coding region runs from base 121 to 828 and encodes 235 amino acids. Gene Ontology annotation, cellular component: cytosol. Gene Ontology annotation, molecular function: GMP kinase activity. Gene Ontology annotation, biological process: purine nucleotide metabolic process. NCBI's taxonomy places the organism in Eukaryota, Metazoa, Chordata, Actinopteri, Perciformes, Sebastidae.
ACACACAUUCACACACACACACACACACACACACUCAUUGUAGUCCAUUGAGAAGCCUGUAGCUGAGGAAUCAUCUGCUAUUGAACGUUUCUACGACACAGACGGUGUGAAGAAAGAACAAUGUCAGGACCGAGGCCCCUUGUGCUGAGCGGUCCCUCCGGAGCCGGGAAGAGCACUCUGAUGAAGAGGCUGAUGAAGGAUCACGAGGGCAUCUUCGGGUUCAGUGUGUCACACACAACAAGAAACCCUCGACCAGGAGAGGAAGAUGGCAAAGGGCUGAACACGCUCCCCAUGCUUCUGGGGGCUACUUUACUGCCCGUAGCGGCCGUCUUCUCCUCUGAAGACUUAGAAAAGUCUACCUCAUUUUCGUGUCUAAACAUAUCAGAUGCAGACUACCACUACACAACGAGAGAGGCCAUGCAGGAGGGGAUUGACAACGGAGAGUUCAUCGAAAACGCCGAGUUUUCCGGCAACAUGUAUGGAACGAGUAAAGCUGCCAUAGAAGACGUGCUGGCAAAGAACCAAAUCUGCAUCUUAGAUGUGGACAUCCAGGGGGUAAAGAGGAUUAAAGAGACUGACCUGAACCCCAUCUACAUCUCCAUCCAGCCUCCCUCCAUGGAGAUCCUUGAAAAACGUCUGAGGGACAGACAGACAGAGACAGAGGACAGUUUACAGAAACGCCUGGACGCAGCACGUAUCGACAUGGAGCUCAGUAACGAGCCCGGAGUGUUCGAUGUUGUUAUCGUCAAUGAUGACUUAGAGAGGGCUUACGAGGAGCUGAAAGAUAUCCUCAAUGAAGAAAUCCAAAAAGUUCAGGAGGCCAAAUGAUGAGAAGGAAACAGAAACCCAGAAGAACCAACACUUGUGACUCUGGCCUGAAUAACUCCAUCUUCACUCACUUCAUCUGAAAUAAACUUUCCUCGAGAAGAGUUUGUUU